AUGACAUUCUUGACUGUGCGGGGUGAACGCCCCACCUAUCCCACCGAGCAAAACAUACCGGUGGCCAAAUAUGCGUUUGUCCGAUCUGUGAUCGAACUUUUUCUCGGGGGGACUCACUACGACGUCAUGUCCGCCAGGACCACUCCAUUCCCGAAUUCCACUCCACACGAUCACCCACAGCUUGCCAGUCUUGUCGCUCAUCAAAGACGCGAUGCAGUGCCUAUAUCUACAUCUACAAUCUCCGUCUCGUCGGCGGAUGAGGAGGCCAUUCAACCUGGCCCGGAUUCUACGGUUCUUGAAGAUCGGGACAGCGAGGUUAAACACUAUGUUGAGCUUUACUUCUCCCAUUUUCAUCAACAUUGGCCAAUUUUGCACCAUGCGACCUUCAGCAUACCGGAUGAGCCACCUUUACUUGUUCAGGCAGUCAUGAUAAUUGGACUAUGGGUGAGCGACAAGCCAUCUGCGCAGCAAGCCGCUGUUGAUCUGCACGACAGAUUAGGAUUCUGUAUCCGCGAUCAAAUGGUUGAAUGGGAGAAUCCACUACCACGAACCGGUAAUGAAGGGGAUGGCCUAGUCUCCAAGUGUCCCAUUGCUACCUACCAGGGUAUUCUGCUAUAUCUUAUCUUCUCCCUCGUUCAAAACAGCAACAAUCGAUCUCUAAGACUGGGCCUAUCGCUUUCAUCAUCUGAUCAUCAAAUCCUUUCUGCACUCGUCCAAGUUUGUCUGCGCAACAAGGUCUUCCACUACCCCGAUAUGCUAGAAAGAUACGAGGGCGAUACACCCAUGGCAUGUAUCUGGGUUGGUAUGGAAGAAAUGUCACGCUUGGGACUUGCAAUUUACAAGGUCUCGACUUUAUGCAAAAGCGAAGACUCCAACAACAAUGAGUGCCGGCUGCUUCAGCUUUCGGAUUUACAAUUUCCUGUACCGAAUAGUCGGCACCUUUGGGAAGCCGAGUCUAAUCAGGAAUUGGCCCGACUACUGAAACUUGACGGUAAUCGUGAGAGACUCGAUAUUUAUACCCCGCAGAACUGGAUUUCAACGUCUGCGAAAACACUGGAGUCUGGAAGUGAGAGGUGGUGGCUUUGA
This is a messenger RNA of Penicillium angulare, 1086 nucleotides long. RefSeq lists its product as uncharacterized. Gene Ontology annotation, biological process: regulation of transcription by RNA polymerase II; DNA-templated transcription. The transcript is spliced from 5 exons. The coding region runs from base 1 to 1086 and encodes 361 amino acids. Gene Ontology annotation, molecular function: zinc ion binding; DNA-binding transcription factor activity, RNA polymerase II-specific; RNA polymerase II cis-regulatory region sequence-specific DNA binding. NCBI's taxonomy places the organism in Eukaryota, Fungi, Ascomycota, Eurotiomycetes, Eurotiales, Aspergillaceae. The record is from RefSeq and is a predicted model, not a curated record. Gene Ontology annotation, cellular component: chromatin.